AUGAAGUCGGCACUCUCGGCCGGUCUCGUCGCCGCCCUCCUCGGUCCCACCGCUGUCAUCGCAGGCCCGACAUGUCAUCCAAAGAUAGCACGCGGCUCACACCGCGUUACCUGCUUCAGUGAGAUUGACCACACCGAGGUCCACGAGAAGGGCCAUGGCCAUCAUCACAAGCGAUCAAGCAAGCACAAGGACCUGGAGACCACACGCACCAUCAGCGUAUACACCUGGUCAUUUUUCUGGAACUGGAUCGCCAAGGAUGACUGCCCCAAGACCACGGCGCAUCUGUCAACAAUCCUUCCCUUGCUUGCCAGCACCCACCACGGGGUCAAGUGUACAGUUGAGGUCGGCUGGACCCCUGAUCAUGGCGCACAUGAGAAGUCGCACGAUGCAGCCUCGGGCGACUCCCACAACGGCGCCAUCGAACAUCACGAUGGUGCCCCCGGGAACCAGUCACAGUGGGAGUACGCUGGCCACGGCCACAUCGACUGGCUUUCUUUACCCGCCAAAAUGGAGUGGCCCUUGCACGCGAGCUUUGAACGCCCCGAACAGUUCACUGGGUCGGGAGAGUUGGGCGCCAAGUACGAGUUAGCUGACCAUGGUGCAAUGAACAAACUUGAAAUCCACAGUGGCCAUGGCAACGACUUCGUUCACACAUGGGGUCACGAACACUUCGGACACGGCGGACACGACGGACACGAUGAGCACCACGAUGACGGACACGACAACGAGAAAGGCAAGAAUGACAAGCGAGCCCACAAGGACGAAGAAGACCAUCGCUCGUCGGUGAGCAAAGAUAACCGCAAGUUUGGAGGUCACUAUAACACCAAGACUCUUCAUUCCUGCUGGGUCUUUGAGAAGCACCACGUCACCUCGCACCAGGUCAUCCCCGAGAAGAAGAAGAAGAAGGGGAACAAGAAGGGACACGAGGAAGAGAUUGACGCGACUCUGCCGAUUCCUUUCCACUUUCCCAGCUGGUCAACCUGCGAGCCGCAUAUUCCCCAUCCUGUUCCUUGUGAGGAGGAGUGCCACGAGGACUCUUGUGGCUCAAAGCAUAAAGAUUGCAAGGGUGACUCUUGUGGCUCAGACAACUGCCAUGACAAAUCAUGCAACGGGAAGGGCAAGAAUUCCGAGGAUUGCAACACCAGCUCUUGCGGUAACAAGCACCAUGAUGACAAGAGCUGCCACAGCAAGGCUUGCAGCCACAAAAAGACGGAUUCAAGCAACUGCCAUAACAGUUCUUGCAAAGAUGUUACCCACAGCUGCAAUGAUCAGUUUUGCAACCGGGACAAGGAUGCUUGCGAGCCAGAGUCUUGCCAUGAGGAUGACUGCGGCGAUGAGUCCUGCGACGGUUCCGACUCGGACCAUGACUCGGACCAUGACUCGGACUCAGACGACCACUGUGACAAGAGUUGCGGUGACAACAGCGGCUCGGACGAUGGUUCUGACGACGACUGCGAGGAUGUCUGCCAUGACGACGGCUCCGAUUCAGAGCACGACUCCGAUUCAGACCACGACUCCGAUUUAGACCACGAACACGGCCACGACUCCGACCACGGCCACGAUUCAAAUCACGGUCACGAUUCAAACCACGGCCACGAUUCAAACCACGGCCACGAUUCAAACCAUGGCUUCGACAUGAAGGACGGAUUCGACUGCGACGAGAAGGCCUGCAAGAACAAGAGUGAGCAUUGA
Messenger RNA from Chaetomium fimeti, 1692 nucleotides. RefSeq lists its product as uncharacterized. Bases 1 to 1692 code for a protein of 563 amino acids. NCBI's taxonomy places the organism in Eukaryota, Fungi, Ascomycota, Sordariomycetes, Sordariales, Chaetomiaceae. The record is from RefSeq and is a predicted model, not a curated record. The transcript has 2 exons.